CGACACUUGUGGGCUCAUCUAGAGGGAGCGCAAGCGGCGGGUUGGCGUCUUCGUCUCGACUGGCCAUGAGUGAUGCAGCGCCACCGAGUAGUGAUAUCGAUGGAGCAGCCGUGACGAACUCGAACAGCGCCGCCCUUCAUGUGAUCGACCAAUAUGUAGAGGAUGGAAUCCUCACGGCGGCAGCCGCGGCCACCCACAAGGAACGAUACAACAAGUUAUCUUCGUAUGUUUUGGAAACGUACAAGCGCGAGAAGGAAUUGUUGAAGAAGGCGAAGCAGCUGAACGGAGAGCUCUUGUCCGAGAAGAUCCGUCUCGAGAAACAGAGCAUUCGGAAGAGCGAGGAGUUGGCGAUGAACACAAAUCUGGAGAAGGAGAAGGACAAGGCGACCAAGGAACUUGCAGACUGCGUGGAUCGAGAAACCAUUCUCACGUACGAGAUCACCGAGCUCCAGCGGGAGCAUGCCGAGUUGCUCGCACGGAAAGAAGCAAUGUUGCGGGAAAACGCCCGGCAGGUCGAGCCGGAGGUGCGCAAGAUCACAGACGACAUCGCGCACUUGGGCGACGAAGCAACACGGACAGAGAGCGAAAUACACAAGGAAGAGCGGCGAAAGCAGGAGCUCCUCACGCGCUGUGACGUACUGCGCGUGGCCAACGAUGGGCUCGACGUGUCCCGCGCCGCCGAGAAGAAAGUGCUCGUGAAACUCAAGGGGGACCCCGAACGUAUUAGCAAGCAAGCUGAUGUGGUGGCCAAGGCCGUGGAAAACUUGGAGGGUGAGAUCAAGCGCAUCAAAGCCAAAUUGAGUGAAGUCGAUACGGCCUUGGCGACACAGGACGAGAAACGAAAGGAGGCGGACGAGGUGCAGAAAGUCCUCAAUCACAAGCUCGACGUACAUCGGGACACGAUCGACCAGCGCCAGCGGGACGUCGACCACGUAAACAUGCUCCUGGCCGAAGAAAAGCACAGCCACACGGUGCGCCUUGGCGAAAAAGCCAAAUUCGAGAUGGACCAGCGCAACGUCGAGGCGAUGAUUCGUCGAGAAUCCGAGCGUCAGAGUUCGCUGCAAAAAGAGUACGAUCGACUGAAGAAGGUUCUGAAGAAGAAGCAGCUGUCGGCGGACACGGCCAAGGGGCUGCUGCCCAACAUGCAACUCCAAGUGAGCGACGCAGAACAUCAAGUUCGCGCGAUUCAAAGCGAAAACAAGCGGAUGGUGGCGGACCAGGGAGACUUGAAGCAAGACGUGGACGUGUUAAUAGCACGCAUGUUCAAGAUGGACGGCGUUGAAAAAUCCAAAGUCGAAGAGCUCGAGAGGCUGACGGGACGCGUCAAGGAGCUCGAGGACGAGCUGAGCCAGUGGAUGGCCGAAGAAAUCAAGCAGCAGAAGGUGAUUACACUCCUGAGCGCGCAAAGAGAGAUGAAGGCGCGCGCCGCGUCGUCCGCGAUCGACCACGAAAAGGAAAUCCAGCAGGAGCUCAAGAUGAAGGAGCUCGUCAUUCUCGACUUUGCCAAAAAGUGCAACGAGACCAACAACCGGCUAAAGGAGUUUAGUGCGCUGUACGACAUUGUCAAGAACGAGCGCAACAAGUACGUCAACUUGAUCCAGGCGAGCUCGCAGGCGCUGGCCGAGAUGAAAGAAAAAAUCAAGAUCCUGCACAACGAAGUCGAAGUGCUGCGGAACGAGAGCCUUGCCAAGGACAAGGCGCUGACAAAAGAGCGGCUUGCGCACCAGACAGCGCAGUGCAGCCGCGACAGCCUCCGCCUCGAUACAAACAAGUGCCACGAGCUGUACCGCGUCAAGCAGGAGCAAGUCGAGCAGCAGAUCGUCCAGAUCGACAAGCUCAACUCGAUCAUCAACAUGACGGAAAAGGAGAUGCUCCGGCUCAAGAAGAAGUACGAGAUCGCGGUCGAAGCGCGGAAUUCGACGGGCGUUCAACUCAUUGACCGCAACGACGAGCUGUGCAUUUUAUACGAGAAGAGCAACAUCCAGACCAAGACGCUGACGGAAGGCGAGCUCGCGAUUCAAGAAAAGGACCAGCAGAGCCGCAUGCUCAAUAUCAAGCUCCUCGACCUGCAGCGCCAAAUUGAAACGACGCGAAAGAAGGUGCCCCUUGUGCCAGAGUAUGCCAGUCGCGUUCUCGAGUUGCAGAACCAACUCAAGCAGGAGCAAAUCGUGACCGAGAUGAUGUGUCGGGACUUGGAAACUCCCAAGAACGCGGACCGGUGGCGCCCGUUGGAGGGCGACGACCCUGACGAGGACCAGCUAGCCGCCAAGCUCGCAUUCUUGGAAGAGAGGUACAAUGCGAAGAAGGAGCAGUUGCUCGAAAAGGAACUCGUGCUCGAAGAAGUGACGAACUUGUCCGACAAACUGCGGUCCCAGGCGUCCGAGGGCCGCGGGGACACGCUGCAACUCGCGAAGAAGGUCAACACAUUUCAGCUUAAGAUUAAGGAGACGACUCGCAAGAUGAUGGCGACCGUGUCGGAGCUCAGCAUGUUCCAGGCGACGGCAAUGAAACUCCAGCAGGAAAAGCACGACAGACAACUCGAGUACGAAGAGUCGUUGUGGAACUUUGACAACGGCAACGCCCCCAACGUCAAGUGCGAGCAAGAAUGGUACCGCCGCGAAUCCCAUCGACUCGCGUUGGAAAGCCAGCGCAUGGGCAAGCACGGCAACAACAACAACGUCGGACCUGCGUACACAUCCCAGAUCAUACGCACCACGGCCGAGCCACGGCCGAAUGCGUACAUUCCCGACGAACUCGGGAUUCCUAAGCCGUACGGCCAAGCGGCGCCGUUCAAACCCACACUCACUGGCUCGACCAUGCGUCACAUUCGUCCACCCCAACGGCAAGACAUUGAGAUUUAACAAAGACACAAACCCGAUACUCCCCCAGCUCUUGC
Molecule: messenger RNA, 2896 nt
Organism: Aphanomyces invadans
Lineage: Eukaryota; Oomycota; Saprolegniomycetes; Saprolegniales; Verrucalvaceae
Exons: 1
Coding region: 66-2861 (931 amino acids)
Cellular component (GO): cytoskeleton
Source: RefSeq, a predicted model, not a curated record